AUGGCUAGUCUUUUCACCACCGUCGCCUCUCUGGCCUCGGGCACCGAUGUCCCUCUCACCACCCGCGAGGCCCUCUCCGGCAUCUUUGGGUCUGUCUCCAUGGCCUGCUGGAUCUUCCUCCUCGUGCCGCAACUGAUCGAGAAUUACCGCAACUCGUCUGCCGAGGCCAUCAGUCUCGCCUUCAUCUUCGUCUGGUUCAUUGGUGACAUCUGCAAUCUCGCCGGUGCGCUCUGGGCCGGUCUGGUGCCAGUGGUGGUCGCCAUUGGAGUGUACUUUUGUAUCGCCGAUGGCGUGCUUAUCUCGCAAUGUCUAUACUACGGAAUCAUCAACAAAAGAAGAGAAGGAAAGGCGCUGUUGGAUGGAUCACCCUCUUCGUCCAGCGGAGUCGCGCAACAGGCCAGGCAGAAUGGACACCACGACGACGAAGAGGACGACGACGAAGAGGAGCCGCUCCUGAAGCGCACCCGAACCAACAGCAUCACGAUCCCCGGUUCGGCGGACAGAAGGCGCAGCAGUCACAGUUUCCGGCGCCGGAGAAGCAGCGUGGCACAGAACGAUCAGCUAGCGAAGAUUCUGGAGGAGAGCGACGAGUCUGGGGCCAGGCUUUGGUUCAAGAAUGCCAUGAGCGUAUUGGCCAUUGUCGUGGUCGGCGCGGCGGGAUGGGCUCUGGCUUAUGAGUCGGGCGCAUGGAAGCCGUCGCCUACGUCCAGGGAUACCAGCGAGGAGAAUAUGGCUGUCGGCGCACAGAUCCUGGGCUACCUCAGUGCCGUUGCGUACUUGGGCGCCAGGAUUCCUCAGAUCAUCAAGAAUGCUGGGGAGAAAAGCUGCGAAGGUCUAUCGCUACUAUUCUUCAUCCUCUCCCUCUUGGGCAAUGUCACCUACGGCGCAGGCAUCUUGUGCCAUUCUACCGAGGCCGCCUAUGUCAGGAAGAACCUGCCCUGGCUCAUUGGCAGUUUGGGCACGAUUGUGGAAGAUGUGAUAAUCUUUGCUCAGUUCCACAUGUACCGAGAUGGAGGGGAAUCCGAGUCCGAUGAAGCGGUCUCCUGA
This is a messenger RNA of Capronia coronata CBS 617.96, 1047 nucleotides long. RefSeq lists its product as uncharacterized. NCBI's taxonomy places the organism in Eukaryota, Fungi, Ascomycota, Eurotiomycetes, Chaetothyriales, Herpotrichiellaceae. Gene Ontology annotation, cellular component: fungal-type vacuole membrane. Bases 1 to 1047 code for a protein of 348 amino acids. The record is from RefSeq and is a predicted model, not a curated record. Gene Ontology annotation, biological process: basic amino acid transmembrane export from vacuole. The transcript is spliced from 2 exons.